This is a messenger RNA of Maudiozyma barnettii, 4287 nucleotides long. RefSeq names its product serine/threonine protein kinase PSK1 (gene PSK1). The coding region runs from base 1 to 4287 and encodes 1428 amino acids. Lineage: Eukaryota; Fungi; Ascomycota; Saccharomycetes; Saccharomycetales; Saccharomycetaceae. The record is from RefSeq and is a predicted model, not a curated record. Gene Ontology annotation, biological process: protein phosphorylation; intracellular signal transduction; negative regulation of glycogen biosynthetic process. The transcript has a single exon. Gene Ontology annotation, molecular function: protein serine/threonine kinase activity; ATP binding. Gene Ontology annotation, cellular component: cytosol; cytoplasm; nucleus.
AUGCCGUAUAUUGGGGCAUCUAAUUCUUCCCAUACUUCUUUUUUGAGUUUAAAAGAGAAACAUGCUAUUAAGAAAGUUGCACAAUCAGCUUCGGCCUCUAUAAAUAAUUCACAAGUUGCAUUGUCUGAGGAUAAAAUAGAAGAAGAAGAGCAUCAUAAUCAAAAAGAAAAAAGUGAAGAAAACUCCAAUAUUAAAAGUUGUAAUAAUGAACAAAAAGACGAAAAUAAAGGUGUCUCAAAUCCAGGGAAUCCAGAUGAAACUGUUUCUUCUGUAAUAUCUACAGUUGAUGUCACCCCUGUUUCUUCAACAACAAAAUUACCAAUUACGGAAAAGCCUACAUAUAAUAAUAUUAAUCGGACAAAAUCUAUUGACUCAACAAUGUCGACUUUGACAGAUGUCGAUUUACAAGAAUUAUACAAUUUACCAAACGAAUCCACUCAUUCAUAUUCAUACAAUCCAUUAUCGCCAAAUUCCUUGGCAGUAAGACUAUCGAUUCUUAAAAGAUCUCUUGAGAUUAUAAUAAGUAAUCCUGAUAUGUUAGAAGAUGGAACUUUAGCAAAUAAAAACCUAGACUCAAAAAUAUCUGUUGCAAGCACAGUAAAUGGUUCCAAAAAAUUAGAUAUGCCAAAUAUAAGGGGUACUAAUGAAACUGCACCUGAGGAUAAUAACAAUAAUGAAUUUAGUGAAGAAGAUGUAGUAAGGCCGUCGAGGAGUAUGUCCUUAUCUGUAGCAGAUAAUAUUCCAACGUAUAAUCCUUCACAGAAAUGGACAUCUCCAACAGCUGCAUUGAAUGCCUUUGUCUCUAAUUAUCAAAAUAAAUCACUUUCAAGGAAGAACACUGAUCCGGCUAUCAAGACUUCUUAUACAAUGAAUAAUAUUAAUAGAAGAUCAUUUGGUGGAAAUGGGAAACCUUUCUAUAAUGAUAUCAUGGAUACUAAUAAAAAUAUUGACCUUAAUAUACCAAUUGCUCAUAGAGCAAAUUCAUUAGCAUUUUUACCAAAGAUUAUGAGUUCAUAUAAUAUGAGAAAUAAAGUUAGUACUUAUAACGACCCUAGUUUGGGUAGAAGAGUCACAUCGAGAAUAUCAUUUAGGCAGCCCUUCAGAGAAACAAGUAAUGAAAUGAUACAACAACCAAACGAAUUAUCUACAUUAUCUGAGAGAAGUAAUAAUAAUAGCGAUAAAAAUAUAUUAGAUCAAAAUACCACUGGUAAUUCGCAAUAUAUUAGUGAACAAAGAGAAAAUCUGAUUAACUUACUUGAUUUACUGAAUGAAACACUUGAAAAAAAUACCUCUUUGAGGGCAACUGAUUUGCAUGCCUUGUCAUUAUUUAAUAUAAAGAAACCAGUUCCAGAUAGAGGUCCGUUAGAUAAUGACAGUUCUGAAGACGAUAGUUUCUUCCAUACGGAUGACGACGAUGAAUCUGAGAAUUCCCUAAGAUUGAAGAGAACGUUGCUGGAUAGUUUAGCACAACCAUUUUAUGAACGGAACAUAACCUAUGUGGAUGGGAAUGAAACUCUUCGGGAUGAAUUGGAAGGUUUUGAAGACCCACAGCAAUAUACAGAUACAUCUAAAAAUGCUUCAGAAGAUUAUAGACGUAUUUUAAGAACGUUUGCCUCCACAAAAAAUUCUGCUCCACAAGCCAUUUUUACUUGUUCGCAACAAUACCCUUGGCAAUUUAAGGCUGCUAAUGAUCUAGCAUGUCUGAUAUUUGGUAUUUCUCAGCAUGUAUUAAAGGCUUUAACUCUGUUGGAUUUAAUUCAUACUGAUUCUAGAAAUUUCGUUCUGCAUAAGAUCCUUUCGACAGAAGAUCAAGAAUUAGCCUUCACAGGUGAAAUCAUUGGUAUUGUUCAACCUGGAAAUGAUUCUUCAUCAGGUUCAAAAACUGACCUGGUUUGGGCCUCUAUUUGGGCCAAGAGAAAAAAUGGACUGUUGGUUUGUGUCUUCGAAAAAGUUCCUUGUGAUUAUGUUGACGUUGCUUUAGACUUAGAUAAUUACGAGGUCACCAGUAUUUUAAAGAAGAACAAUAAUAAUAUCUUGGAAGAAUGUUUAAAUUACGGAGGACAUUCUACACCAAAGUUUCUGCUUGGUGCUGGUGCAGAUGAUAAAACAGAUGAGGAUUCUGAUGACGAUAUAAGUACCGAUACAUCUAUACAAGAUUUAACAAAUCAUGUGAGGAAACCGACGCACAUAUUACCUUCAUCAAUAGAUAAAGAGAACAUUAAUAAGAAAGAAGUUAAGUUUGCGAAUGAAUUACAGUAUGUUAGUACUCUAAGUCAGUCCCUAGCAGAUUUGAUUGAUAAUAUCCGUAAUGGGGAAGUAAAGGCUAAGGAUGAUGAAUUAUUACCAAUGCCUGUAAGGGUCUCAAACCAUAUCAAUGUUGUAAGAUAUUUCACACUAAAUCAUUUAUCAUCCAAUAUCCCCUGUGCUGUUUCGGCAUCUUUAUUACAAAAUUCAAUUAAACUAAAAGUUCAUAGUUUACCAUAUAUUGCAGGUCUUUUUGUUAUUGACUCACAAUCUUUACAAUUGGUAAGUUUUAAUAGAUCAGUUUCAAAGAAUAUGUUUGGUUUGCAUUAUUCUGAACUAGUAAAUAAACCAAUUUCAACUAUUAUUCCAGAAUUUAACGACAUGAUCGACUAUAUUUCUUGUAAUUACCCAGAAUUAGAUAUAUCAUUAAGUUCAAACAGAGGAUUAGUUUUGACAGAACACUUCUUUAGAAAGGUGCAUGCGGAUAUGAAUAGUGAUCCAGAAUAUUUUUAUGCAUCUAUUGGUAUUGAUGGUCGCCAUAGAGAUGGUUCUUUGAUUAAAGUUGAUAUUCAGCUUCGUGUUAUAUCUUCCAGUGUAUCGUUGGUUUGGAUUACCCAUUCCAGGGAUGUUAAACUCGACGAUUAUCAAACUAACGCUAACCAACUAAGUAUGUUGAAGGAAAGCGAUUUAACUUAUAUCAGUGGCAACUCUAGUACUGUAUCAUUAUCUAGAAAUUUGACACCAAAGAAUUCUAACCAUUCUAUCAAAUCUUCCCAACUUAGAGAGUCACUUCUAACUGAGAAUUCAUCAAGGAGCUAUACAGCAUCUCCAGUCUCCAGAGAUCGUAAAGAAAAUUUCUCAAUCUCAACCUCGUCCACAAUCACUUCCCAGGAUUCAAAAGAAUCUAAGGAUACCAAAGAAAAUAUAGAAACUAAAGAACCUGUAGUUAAUGGUGAAGAAAUAAAUGACCCAGAGAUGAAACGAAAAUUAGAUUUAGCUAGAAUGUAUACAAAGGAUAAAACUCAGUUCGUCAAAGAAGGGAAUUUUAAGGUCGAUCAGAGCUUGAUUAUAAGUAAGAUUGGUACCCUUGUUACUAUUAGCGAUACUCGUGAAGGAGAAGGGGAUGGUGAGGAUAACAAUGAAUCAUUUGCCACAGACAACGAAAACGACUCUGAUACAGAAGAACCUCCGACUACAUUCUUACGAGUACCAAGUGCUCAUAUUGGUGCUCAUAAACACACCAAAAAGUUCUCUGAUUUUUUCAUAUUACAGAAAAUGGGUGAAGGUGCCUACGGUAAAGUUAAUCUAUGUCUUCAUAAGAAAAAGAAGUACAUUGUUGUAAUCAAAAUGAUCUUUAAGGAAAGAAUUUUAGUCGAUACCUGGGUUAGAGAUAGAACAUUGGGUACUAUUCCAUCUGAAAUUCAAAUUAUGGCUACUCUGAAUAAAAAACCUCAAGAAAACAUUUUAAGAUUGUUAGAUUUUUUCGAAGAUGAUGACUACUACUAUAUUGAGACACCAAUUCAUGGUGAAACUGGUUGCAUUGAUUUAUUUGAUUUGAUAGAAUUUAAAACCAAUAUGACAGAGUUAGAGGCUAAGUUAAUUUUCAAACAAGUUGUAUCAGGUAUAAGACACCUUCACAAACAAGGCAUUGUACAUAGAGAUAUUAAAGAUGAAAAUGUGAUUGUUGAUUCUAAGGGGUUUGUUAAACUAAUCGAUUUUGGUUCAGCCACAUACGUUAAGAGUGGUCCAUUUGAUGUCUUUGUAGGUACAAUUGAUUAUGCUGCUCCAGAAGUACUAAGUGGUGAUCCUUACGAAGGUAAACCUCAAGAUAUUUGGGCAAUUGGUAUUCUUUUAUACACUAUUAUCUUCAAAGAAAAUCCUUUCUAUAACAUCGAUGAAAUAUUGGAAGGUGAUUUGAAGGUUAUUCAAAAUGAGGAUAUAAGUCCAGAAUGUGUGAACUUGAUUAAGAAGAUCUUGAAUAGAAAUGUUCAUAAGAGACCUGUUAUUGAAGAAAUAUAUGAAGACCCUUGGUUAGUCAUUUAA